AUGGCGUCCCCAAACCCCCUCACUGAAUACGUCACGCUCGUCUCCUCCGACGAUUACAGCUUCAUUGUCCGUCGCUCCGCGGCAUGCAUCAGUCCCGCUAUCAAGAGGAUGUUGGAUCCCGCGAACGGCUUCAUCGAAUCCCAAACGAAUACCUGCCGCUUUGAUAACAUCAAUGGUCUAGUCCUCGAGAAAGUCUGCGAGUAUCUCUACUACAACGAGAAGCACAAGGACGCGAAAGACGUGGCGGAUAUGGAUUUGCCCAUGGAGUUGGUGCUGGAGUUGUUGAUGGCGGCGGAUUAUUUGAAUGAUUAUGGGGGAAACGAUGAAGGGUUUUAG
Messenger RNA from Zasmidium cellare ATCC 36951, 336 nucleotides. RefSeq lists its product as uncharacterized. Lineage: Eukaryota; Fungi; Ascomycota; Dothideomycetes; Mycosphaerellales; Mycosphaerellaceae. The coding region runs from base 1 to 336 and encodes 111 amino acids. Gene Ontology annotation, biological process: ubiquitin-dependent protein catabolic process. Gene Ontology annotation, cellular component: elongin complex. Gene Ontology annotation, molecular function: protein-macromolecule adaptor activity. The record is from RefSeq and is a predicted model, not a curated record. The transcript has 4 exons.